This is a messenger RNA of Didymodactylos carnosus, 639 nucleotides long. NCBI's taxonomy places the organism in Eukaryota, Metazoa, Rotifera, Eurotatoria, Philodinida, Philodinidae. The record is from the annotation of a GenBank genome assembly.
AUGUUACGUUUCACAGAGACUGAAAAAGGUAAUGUAGUACUAAACUACAAUUGUUAUCAAUAUACGAAAAAACGAGAAAAUAAAAAAAGUAAUCAAUGGAGAUGUCGUGAUCGUAAUUGUUCAAGUACAAUAUCAUUAUGCUCACAGGAUUUAUCAAUAAUCAAAAAUGAAACAACUCAUACAUGUGCACAAGAUACUAAUAAAUUUAUUAUUGAUACAAUUAUUGGAAGAAUGCAAAAACGUACACGUGAAGAAACAGCUACAAUUCCUAAAAUUUAUUCUCAAGAGAUUGUGAAAGCAAGAGUCGAAAAUCCUGGCCUUCCAACUGGUAGUCUAUUUCCAACACUUUCCAACAUUGAUGCAUCGCUCUAUCGUCGUCGUGCAAUUAAUUAUCCUAAAUUACCAACAACAAUUAACGAAAUUAGUUUAAAUGGUUCAUGGAAAUUAGAUAAAAAUGGUGGUGAUUUUCUACUGGUAGAUGAAACAUGUAAAUGGAACGGACCGAUUGAUGAUUUUUGGAAAAGAAAAAUACAAGAGAUUGGUUUGAGUCGUUAUUUUCUUCAAAAGAAAGAUAAUGAUAAUAUAUCUGAUGUUGAACGUAAGCAAGCCGAUCAUUGGUUUCAUGAGCUAUUGGUUUAG